AUGUACAACACCGCUAUUAACGUGCCUCCGGGCUACUACACCACCGCCGCCAUCAUCAACCUCGCGACGGCGCACUUCCCAGGCGUCUACAAUGCGCUCCUCGACCCCUCCUCGCUCGUCUGGGACACCACGAACAUCCCCGGGUUCUACUACGACGCGCUGUUCGUCGGGUACAUCAAGAUCGACUGGGCCCUGCACAAGGUGCUGGCCUGUAUGGCGGCAGUAGACGGCGCGGUGAGCUUCUUCACCAACAGCGGCUCGAAGCUGUCGCGCGGGGAUAGAGGCUCAAUGCAGCUCGUGGCGCCGUGGGCAUACCUUGCGGAGCCUGGCAUAGCACGCCCGCAGCUCGUCAAUUUGGUGACUAUGUUGCAGUUCUUCUUCGCCGCGAGCGGGGUUAUUGGGGGUGUGAUGGCGAAGAAGGGGUGGUUCAGGACGAUGGAGGUUGGCUGUGAAUUGGUGGGUGAGGGCAUGGGGAUACUGGGCGGUGGAGAGAUCGUGCUGAGGGAGAUUGGGGAUGGAGGGUAUGAGGGUGGUGACGAGGGAGCGGCACCUGGGAUGCAGGUGGGCAAGAGCGCACGGAUUGUGCAGCGCCUUGUGGGUAUGGCGAAGAGGGUGAAUGGGGAUUGGGCGGCGCAUGUUGAGCGGGAGUUGAAGGGUGCGUGGCCGGGGAUGAAGAAGCACUGGAGGAAGUGA
This is a messenger RNA of Parastagonospora nodorum SN15, 693 nucleotides long. RefSeq lists its product as hypothetical. NCBI's taxonomy places the organism in Eukaryota, Fungi, Ascomycota, Dothideomycetes, Pleosporales, Phaeosphaeriaceae. The transcript has a single exon. Bases 1 to 693 code for a protein of 230 amino acids. The record is from RefSeq and is a predicted model, not a curated record.